UAUCGUCAAGAUCUUAUCUAAUUUGUUUAAUUCUACCUAUUCCUCGUAUAGUUAAGGAUUUUAUACUACCAACUUUGGUCCUAAAGGCUUUCGGUUCCCAUAAUAACUCAGCGGCGUUAAUUUAGAGCUGUCAGCCUUGGCUGCAAUGUUCACUGACUACCUCUGAGUACUUCAAUUCCUGAACUUAAUGAGUUAUUUUCCAGAGCUUCGCCAAAGUGAUUAUACCUCUCGCUCUCUCCCUCUUUAUACAUUAGGUAGUUAAAAAGGAUAGCACGUGUCAUAGGUUUCCAUCGGUUCCUUGCCUCAGUUCAACUUGCCUUGUUCGCUAAUAUGAUAUAAGGGUAACACGAUGAUUUUCAACAUACGACACCUGCUUACUUUGUCGUAUAUUACUCCAACUUGUCAAGCUUCAAAUUUUACGUCGUUUAAAGACGAGUUGGGAAUUUGGAGAGCCAGUGAGUUAGUUACCCUAGUUAACCCGUAUCCACACUCUCUCAAGACUUGGACAAUUAUAGUUAGUGUAAUCAACCACAACCCCUCAAAAGCCUUUAAGCAAAUAAAGUCUAGACAACUUACAAGUCACAAUAGUAUAUUGUUUUAAUGCACGAUCAUGCAGUAGCCUUGUUCCUACUGCGCAACAACUUCAAAGAGCGUAAAUGGUUGACACCGCCUCUUGUACCUAACAAACUCUGACUUUGCUACCUGUUACUGUUAACUACCUGUUCUUUAGAAAGUAUUAGUAUUUCAUAGUAUUAUGGAUCCAAGUAACACCGCAAAUCAUUAGGUACACUUUCUAGGUUUGUACAUGACGAGCGUGACAAGAAAAUGUUUGGGGAGUAUAAAAAAGCGCGGAGAAUAGACGGUCUUAAGAGUAACAGUCCCCCCACUCAGGCAUCAAAUACCAUUAGGUAGGUAGUAGAAAGGUUCGGGAAUGGAUAUUUUACACGUACGAUGCUGCAAAGCCAGGCAUGUUUACCAAUAACGUCUGAUUCCUCAAGCAAGCCAACGUUGGCCAACAACUCUAGGAGAGUUUGAUAGGUCGGUUUGGUGGAUAAAGACUACGGACAGACCCAGAGAGACCCAGAGAGACCCAGAACGAUGCGGUUAAGGGAUCCAAGAAUUGCUUAGCCUUAGGUACCUAGUUAGUAGCUUUGUCUCUUUACCAAGUCUCUCCAGCAACUGGUUUUUUUUUUCUUCGCUUGCCAUCUUCUUCUAAGCUCUUCGUAAAAUGAAUAUAUAUAAAAUAAAAUAAAAAAGAAUUCUUCAAUAUAAAAAAUAUUCCUCGAAUAAGAGAGAAGCAGCUAACUUUAAACUUUUUUAAUUCUCCGAAUAACAAAUGACGAGAAAC
Daldinia caldariorum is the source of this 1348-nucleotide messenger RNA. RefSeq lists its product as uncharacterized. Bases 350 to 601 code for a protein of 83 amino acids. NCBI's taxonomy places the organism in Eukaryota, Fungi, Ascomycota, Sordariomycetes, Xylariales, Hypoxylaceae. The record is from RefSeq and is a predicted model, not a curated record. The transcript has a single exon.